AUGCCACUUUCACAAAGUAAAGAUGAUCAGGCUCAAGCAAGUGGUUGCACAAUAAGUCGUAACGAAUUCUUCGAAGGUGACGAUACCUUGAAGACCGCUUGCUCGCACCAGUUUCACCGAAUAUGUUUAUUGGACUGGUUAAAGCACAGCUCCACAUGUCCCCAGUGUAGAGCUAGAUGCAACAGUAGAGACCUUCCUCGCUCUGGUCGUCUAACUAGAGCACAGAUUACAUCUAAGACUACUAGCGAUAACCCCCAGCCUUUAACAAAUUUACAAAAGGAUAACUCGGGUAUAGCAGGAGCCACCUGUUUGCCAUUAGAAUCACCAGUUCGAGAACAGAACUCCAAUGUAAACCCUAAUACGAAUAACAUCGAUGAAGAGGCCCGUCUACGAAAUCUUGUUGGGGCAGUCAUUUCGGCAAGGCAGGCAACAAUGUUCGAGAAUUUGGAGCAAACAUUAGCAAAUGCGUUGGGUAGAUUGAACCUGAAUGCCGUUCCGAAUAUAAUAGCUCAAGCUGCGGUACCACAACCAGCAGCUACCGUAAAUACUGGGCAGAAUCUGAAUACGCCUAGACCAGAUCGACACAGUCAAUUCAACUCCUCUUUGGGCCCGUGA
Messenger RNA from Rhagoletis pomonella (apple maggot), 615 nucleotides. RefSeq lists its product as uncharacterized. Gene Ontology annotation, molecular function: ubiquitin protein ligase activity. The coding region runs from base 1 to 615 and encodes 204 amino acids. The record is from RefSeq and is a predicted model, not a curated record. Lineage: Eukaryota; Metazoa; Arthropoda; Insecta; Diptera; Tephritidae. Gene Ontology annotation, biological process: protein ubiquitination. The transcript has a single exon.